AUGCCCGGGGCGGUCGCCGCGCCGUUCGCGGACAAAGACGCGCUCAAGACGGCGGUCAGAAAUUGUCUCGGGGCGAACGUGACGGGGUGGAAAUGCUGCUCGACGGACCCGAACUGCGCGGACCCGAGCUCGGCGCGAUGCGGCGCCGCGGGGUGCGAUGACAUGCCCCUCUGGGACACGAGCCUCGUGACGGACAUGUCCGAGUUGUUCCAGUUGUCCCUCGUGGGCGUCGUCUUUGACUCGAGGUCAUUCAACGAAAACAUCACCGGGUGGGAUACCUCCAAGGUCACGAACAUGAGGCACAUGUUCUAUAGCGCCGUCGCGUUCAAUCAACCCAUCGGCUCGUGGGAUACCUCCAAGGUCACGGACAUGGGGGGCAUGUUCGUUCACGCCGACGCGUUCAACCAACCCAUCGGCUCCUGGGAUACCUCGCAGGUCACGAGCAUGAGGAACAUGUUCGAUGCCGCCGACGCGUUCAACCAACCCAUCGGCUCUUGGGAUACCUCCAAGGUCACGGACAUGGGGGGCAUGUUCGGUGGCGCCGCCGCGUUCAAUCAACCCAUUGGCACCUGGAAUACCUCCAAGGUCACGGCCAUGAAUUCCAUGUUCGGUUACGCCACCGCGUUCAAUCGAGCCAUCGGCUCGUGGGAUACCUCGCAGGUCACGAACAUGGAUUUCAUGUUCGAUAGCGCCACCGCCUGGCAAGUGAGGUACACGAACUGCGGCCACUCCAGCUCCCACUCCGCCUGCAGCGAGUUCACGUCGUACUCGAGCUCCGUCGCGGGGGACGCCGGUCCACCCGCCGCUCCCGCCUCCGUCACCGCCUCCACCGCCACCACCUUCGCCUCCUCCAAAGCUCGUCACCGACGACGACGACGCGGCACACGCGCCGCGUGA
Micromonas commoda is the source of this 897-nucleotide messenger RNA. RefSeq lists its product with no specific name. Lineage: Eukaryota; Viridiplantae; Chlorophyta; Mamiellophyceae; Mamiellales; Mamiellaceae. The coding region runs from base 1 to 897 and encodes 298 amino acids. The record is from RefSeq and is a predicted model, not a curated record. The transcript has 2 exons.